AUGGUCUUUGGAGUAGGUUGUCAAGAAAGUUCAGAUGAAGGGACAAGAAUAGUUGCAUUUUCAAAGUCAGUGAGAGCAAAAUAUCUGAACUUAAUCCUCUAAGGAACAGAAGAUAUCCUGAAGCUCAGUGUCUCCAGUAAGAGCAAACCUGGAAGCGGGCUGCCCAGCUGCCUUUGUUUGUUUUGUUUUGUUUUGUUUCCACAGGACCUGAACUUGAAGCUUUCCCAGCUGGAUGCCUCUCAUCCUGGGCUGGUGAGGGACUGCUGGAAACCAGGUCACAACAAGAGGAAGUUGCCCUACCUCCAGGGCUGCAUUCAGACCCUGCUUGCGUGCUAUCACACGGGCCACCACAGACCCCACUGCGUGCUGACCGUGGACCCCGCUAGUGAAGCGGGGGUGGCCUACUCCCUGGAUGGGUACCAAGGCGAGGACAUCCUGAGAGAGUUGGUGGCGCAUAACAUAAAACAUCUGCAUCAGGAGAUUAUUCUACUUUACCUCUCUGUGCUGGCAGAGAAUGAAAAAUUCCAAAGGUCCGUGAUGUGGUCUGGUUUCUUUGUGGCGGCCUGUGUGUGGCACCAGUGGACCUGCUAUCCAUAGAAGUUAGUUCCAUUUGUUUAA
Vicugna pacos (alpaca) is the source of this 618-nucleotide messenger RNA. The record is from RefSeq and is a predicted model, not a curated record. Lineage: Eukaryota; Metazoa; Chordata; Mammalia; Artiodactyla; Camelidae.